This is a messenger RNA of Gastrolobium bilobum, 606 nucleotides long. RefSeq lists its product as uncharacterized. The transcript has a single exon. The record is from RefSeq and is a predicted model, not a curated record. NCBI's taxonomy places the organism in Eukaryota, Viridiplantae, Streptophyta, Magnoliopsida, Fabales, Fabaceae. Bases 1 to 606 code for a protein of 201 amino acids.
AUGGGAAACCAUAUAUCACUUCAUGCCGCAGAUGCCACUGGGAAAGUUGUUCACUGGGAUGGCUCCGUUCAAGAGUUUGACCAGCCAAUAACGGUGGCAGAGCUCAUGUUGGAGAACCCACAAAAGGUGGUUGUUGAGUUCCAUUCAGCUAUGAACCAGAGAAAGCCAACUCCAUUGCCAGCUGACAAAAAACUCGAGAUGAGAAAGAUAUAUGUAAUGCUUCCGGUGAAGCGAGGGAAGCCCGUAGGAUUGAGCGGCGAAGAUAGUCGACGCAUUCUUUUCAUCGUUAAUUCUGCUCUGAAUUCAAAGUAUCUCAUGCGUUCUACAGGUUUUCUUCCUUGGCUUGCCCGGUUAUGGCAGAACCGUAACACUACAAUUGGAGAGGCUAAAAUGUUGCAGAGAAAGGAAGACAUGGAGAAUACGGAAGAGAGGUAUGAUUUUUCUGAGCUUUUGGAAGAAGUGAUAGAAGGGAGGCCAGAAUAUCUAAGUAGGCAAUUGUCAGGGAAGGGGUGGAAGCCUAGCUUGGACACCAUUAAAGAGAAGAAGGUUAAGAGAAAACUAUCUCACUGGUUGUUCCUCAGAAGUUUUAGCGGUACAAAAAUUUAG